AUGUAUUCACAGCAUCAUUACAAUCAUGAUAAUCUAUCACGUGAGAACGCCCAUGCACAUCCACUCGGAAGACCUGCAUCUAUGCCAUCGCUCUAUCCACCAUCAUCAUCCAACGGCAAUUAUAAAGUAGUAAAUGAGGACUUGAUUCAGCAACGAUCAAGCUUGGAUGGCCAUGGCCCAUACUCUAAUCAUGCUGCUGGUGCUGCAACAGGCGCAAGUCAUAGCUGGGCUACACCAAACAGUAAUAAUAGCAGUGGUUGGAAUCACAAUCCUCAUCACGACAAUAACAUUGGAGGUAGCACUCAUCAUGGUAGCAAUAGUACCACUGUUACUUCACCCCCUCCUCCUCUUUCAACCAUGAUGCAUACAAAUCAUGCGGAUAACAAUACUGCUUCUUCUUCUUCUUCUACUGCUACUACAACAGCAGCUACCACAUCACCUACUCAUCAUAUUAAAUCAAACAUGGAUUUGCCCUCUAUUGAUAAACACUACUCCAACUCGCCCAGUGCCAACUUGAUGUCUGCUUACAACAGCUCACCCAAUUACUUUGUCUCGCCUACUACCGCCAAUACAGUCUACAAUAGUCCUCAUCUCUCUCACCACCACCAUCAUCCCCCUUCUGCCUCGUCUCUCUCCUCUGCUUCGCACCACCAACAGCAAUAUCAGCAGCAACAAAGCAACACUUACUCGGCUUAUGGUAUGACUUCCAGCAUGCCAAGCCAAGCUCGUCAUAGUCUGGCUGCUCGGCCCAAACUUACCACCACCUUAUGGGAAGAUGAAGGCACCAUUUGCUACCAAGUCGAUGCCAACGGUAUUUGUGUCGCCAGACGUCAAGACAAUGAUAUGAUCAAUGGCACCAAACUACUCAAUGUUGCUGGCAUGUCUCGUGGCAAGCGUGAUGGCAUACUGAAGAACGAAAAGGGUCGUGUGGUUGUCAAAGUAGGAGCCAUGCACUUGAAGGGUGUUUGGAUCACUUUUGUAAGAGCCAAACUGUUGGCUGCUCAGUACAAGAUUCAAGAGAUACUGUAUCCUUUGUUUGUGGAAGAUCCAAGCGUCUUUUUGUAUGCAACUGCUUUACAUAAUUCCAUCAAUACAAGCAGAAUGAACGGCUUGAAUGGCUACAGAACACAGCAGUAUGGUAAUUUCAAUUCGUCAUCAUCUCCAUCCAGUGCUGCUACAGGUGCUACACCCAACGCUUCUAGUAUCAACCCCACAUCAUCAACCAACUGGGAUCGCCAUAAUAACGAAAGCAAUACUUCGAGCUAUCGAAAUGCAGGAUUUCAUGGUUCAAUGAUGAAUCAUCCUAGUGACGCUAUGUUUAUACUGUCUUCUCAAGUAGAAUACAACAGCAACAGCAAUCACAACGGUCAUAGUAACAGACAAUCCAUUGGCGGCCUCGUGGGCGGGUACAAUAACAAUGCUGGCUCCAAUGGGCCAUAUUCCGUCUAUCAACAGCAUCAAGACAAGCCCUCUCAAACUGGAUCGAAUAAUCGCAUGUACUUUUCAGAUGAACUGCUUGAUGAUGGAGGAGGAAAGCAGAACCACGACUGUUCACUCUACGGACAUAAAUCAAUGCUACCUGGCACCCUCUCGUCUCCUACAUCGUCUGAAGCUGGUAAUAAGGCAUCUGCGUUUCAUCUACCACCUUCACGUGGCAGUGGUGAAUACGAUAGCAAUGCGACCACUACCGCUACAUCUUCAUCUACCACAUCGACGCCGACAUCUGCUGAGCGUAGACAAAGUGUGAUCAUGGCAACACCCAGAGUAGCUAGUCCUCGACAUCAUCCGUACAUGUCACCUGGAAAAGUGUACACGCCAAGCAUCAUGUCGUCUCUACAAUCUUAUCGCCAAUCCUCUCUGGACGAAGAUCGUAAAGACGGUGACCUGGACAGCCAGCAACAGCACAGCAUGGCUGCUGUUGCUGUUGCUGCUGAUAUCAAUCGACACCCAUGGUAA
Mucor velutinosus is the source of this 1956-nucleotide messenger RNA. RefSeq names its product RNA helicase (gene SUV3). The record is from RefSeq and is a predicted model, not a curated record. Gene Ontology annotation, biological process: positive regulation of transcription by RNA polymerase II. Gene Ontology annotation, molecular function: sequence-specific DNA binding; DNA-binding transcription factor activity. Gene Ontology annotation, cellular component: nucleus. The coding region runs from base 1 to 1956 and encodes 651 amino acids. The transcript is spliced from 5 exons. Lineage: Eukaryota; Fungi; Mucoromycota; Mucoromycetes; Mucorales; Mucoraceae.